Aphanomyces astaci is the source of this 1629-nucleotide messenger RNA. RefSeq lists its product as hypothetical. Bases 32 to 1510 code for a protein of 492 amino acids. The transcript has 9 exons. Lineage: Eukaryota; Oomycota; Saprolegniomycetes; Saprolegniales; Verrucalvaceae. Gene Ontology annotation, molecular function: protein binding. The record is from RefSeq and is a predicted model, not a curated record.
CGGUUCGUGAAACCUGGCAAGGGCAACCAUCAUGGGAGAUGCCACGAUGUGGUCGUCCACGCACAAGCGGCACCUGACAAAGCAAGAGCUGCAGACCCUCCGCAGAAUACAAGACCAAACGGCACUGCGCGACACGCAGUGCGCCCGAGCUCGGUCGCACCUCAAGUCCCUCGUACAGGACACUCUGCCGAACGACCCCACAAUAUAUGCUGGGCUGUACAGUGACUCGACCAAAUGGACCAAGGACGAAACACUCGUACUGGCCGUCAAGCCAUUGGUGCCACUUGGACCCGCCGACGUGUCUGGAAUGUAUCACCUUCGGUCUAUCAAACAUCCGUUUCCCAUUCCAGGAAGCCAGGUCGUCCGCGAGAAGGAGCGCAUGUCCACCGCCUUAGCAAAGAAGCUGUCCAUCGGACUCAAAAUCGCCUCGGCGAGCGCACCGAAUUUGGCCAACGCAGUACCAAGUGCAGCCAAAAGCGACUACCAAGACUGCUUGCACACGUUGGAGUCUGGGAAAUUGCACUUUACGGCGCAAUCCAUGCUCGACACUCUCACGGAACAAGAACACCUCCUUCGCGUGCAACACGACGAAAGACAGCAUCGACUGGCAUCUGCGGUGGGGACUGCGCAAGACCUGGCGACGUUUUGGCGGUUGUUGGUAACAGGUCGAACUCGGGAAGCUGUGUUACUUUUGACAGAGCACGUAUUUGUCGAUAUAAACGUCGCCGUGGUGCAGAACACCACCGAUGGCUCCAUCACGCUCGACCCCAGCAAAAGCCACAGGUGCUUGCAUAUUUUUUGUAGAGAAGUAUAUAGCUACCUGUCGGUAUGUAGCUUGGCGUCGACCCCCCUCAUGGCCGCUGCCCGUCUGUUGAAUGUGGACGUCGUGGCAGCCCUCUUGGAUCGAGGGGCUGAUCCGAACGUGCCGAAUGGGAACGGAGACUCACCCCUGCAUUGCAUCUGGCGAGACAUUCGGCCCAACAAACCGCACAACAUUUCCGUCAAGUGGACAUUGCGGGCGUCCAAGGCGGUGGCCAUUCUGGAUAAGUUGCUAAGCCACGGAGCGUUGGCCAACACGACGAACGUAUUUUCCGAAACCGCGUUGCACUGUUGCGCUAAGCUCGGCAUACAGGACGCCGUGAUGAAGUUGCUGCAUAAAGGAGCAGACCCACGCAUCCCCGAUCGUACGGGCCACACAGCGCUGGACUAUGCAAAAGCCAACGGUUUCUUGGAUGUUCACAGCGCCAUGGCAAACUUCCACUUGAUCGACCAAGCCAGACGUCAGUGUAAUGACAUGCAAAAGGCAAAGGACAUUCCAAUCCACCCUGGGCACAUGAGCUUGUCGUGGUCCACUCCACCGGAUCAAUUGCUGCAACAACUCAAGCUGGCCUCGCAUCGUGCCACGUAUUUAAAAGGCCAUUGCGUGACAAAAGACGGGGCUGUCGUGCUGGCUCCCGACGACGACGACCCCAUUGUUGGCAGCGCCAAGUCAACCCCCAAACCACAAUGAUAUGAUCAAAAGGAUUCGAAACAGAAGAAUCGAUGUCUGUAGGAGAAUUGAUCAGAGAACUGCCUGAGCCAAUCAAACCACGUCAUGUCGAUUUCUGCCAAUCCAAACGCAAAACCACA